Xenia sp. Carnegie-2017 is the source of this 3485-nucleotide messenger RNA. Its product is annotated as periodic tryptophan protein 2 homolog. The transcript is spliced from 22 exons. Gene Ontology annotation, cellular component: small-subunit processome; Pwp2p-containing subcomplex of 90S preribosome. The coding region runs from base 106 to 2706 and encodes 866 amino acids. The record is from RefSeq and is a predicted model, not a curated record. Gene Ontology annotation, molecular function: protein binding. Gene Ontology annotation, biological process: ribosomal small subunit assembly; maturation of SSU-rRNA from tricistronic rRNA transcript (SSU-rRNA, 5.8S rRNA, LSU-rRNA). NCBI's taxonomy places the organism in Eukaryota, Metazoa, Cnidaria, Anthozoa, Malacalcyonacea, Xeniidae.
GAUGUAAUAGAAAUAAUGUGAUAUCCAAAAUUCUAAGACCAUGUGUUACUAACAGUUUCCUUGAUCGUGUAAAAUGUUGUAGUUUGUAUUCACAGAAGUCAUAAAAUGAAAUUUUCGUAUAAGUUCUCUAAUCUUAUUGGUACUGUUUAUACGAAAGGAAAUUUACUAUUUUCUUCAAAUGGUGAUCGUGUUCUAAGUCCUGUUGGUAACAGAGUGAGCAUUUUUGACCUUAAAAGGAACAAAACAACGACUCUUCCAUUUGAAAAUGGCAAAAAUAUAAAAUGUAUGGCACUUUCUCCCAAUGAUCAACUUCUCAUCACAAUUGAUGAAGAUGGAAAAAGUAUUUUAUCAAGCUUGCAGAGUUUUGCUACAUUGCAUUACUUCACGUUCAAGACUGUUGUUUAUGACAUAAAGUUCAGCCCAAAUGGAAGAUUUUUCGCUGUCACUAUUGGUAUGAAAAUGCAAGUAUGGAUAACUCCUGGUCGUUGCAAGGAGUUUGCACCUGUUACUUUACAUAGAACUUACACUGGACAAUAUGAUAACACUAUUUGUAUUGAUUGGUCGUCAGAUUCCAAAUUUAUUGUGGUGGGUUCAAAGGAUAUGACAGCUCGAAUAUUUUCUAUUGAUCCUGUAAUUGGAUUUGUACCCACUACUCUGACUGGACAUAGAAAUGUUAUCAUUAAUUCUUUCUUUGAACUUCACUCUCUUAAUAUAUAUACUAUAAGUCAAGAUGGAGCUGUAUUCACUUGGUCUUGUUCCCUAGAAAUGAAUAGAACCAAAUUGAAGAAAGAUUUUAUGGAAGACGAGGAUGAUGAUGAAGAAAUUCCUAUAAAGUGGAAACGAGAAAUGAAAUAUUUCUAUCAUCAAGACAACAGUGAUUUGAGUUGUGCUGCUUUUCAUAAACAAACAAAGAUUUUGAUUGCUGGGUUUUCGUCUGGAGUAUUUUCUCUUCAUGAAAUGCCCGAAUUCAAUUUAAUUCACACAUUGAGUAUUUCUCAAAGAAGUGUUUCUACUGUCGCUGUAAAUCCAAGUGGUGAGUGGUUAGCUUUUGGAUGUUCGUCUGUUGGUCAACUUCUUGUUUGGGAAUGGCGAAGUGAGACAUAUAUUUUGAAACAACAAGGGCAUUUUUACGAUAUGAAUGUUCUUGCUUAUUCACCUGAUGGUCAAUAUAUUGUUACUGGUGGUGAUGAUGGAAAGGUAAAAAUCUGGAAUACAACAUCAGGAUUUUGCUUCAUAACAUUCCAUGAGCAUUCUGCUGCUAUAACUGGGGUAUGUUUCACUUCAAAUAAUAUGGUCAUACUCAGUUCUUCUCUCGAUGGAACUGUACGGGCCUUUGAUCUGAACAGAUAUCGAAAUUUUCGAACGUUUGCCUCACCACGACCAAGUCAGUUUUCUUGCUUAGCAGUGGAUCAUAGCGGUGAAGUCGUAGCUGCUGGCUCGUUGGAUACAUUUGAAAUAUUUCUUUGGUCCAUGCAGACAGGAAGAUUGCUUGAGGUAAUCGCUGGACACGAAUCUCCAGUCUCUUGCCUUGCCUUCAGUUCAUCCCAUACAGUUCUUCUCUCCGGUUCUUGGGAUAAAACUGUGAAAAUAUGGAAUAUAUAUUCGAGUCAAAUGAGUCGAGAAACUCUUUUGCUGAACUCUGAUGUUGUAGCGCUUGCUAUUCGUCCAGAUGGAAAGGAAGUUGCUGUUGCAACUCUUGAUGGUCAGUUAACUUUCUGGCAUAUAUCUACAGCUAUGCAGUUGCAUUGCAUUGAAGGACAGAAUGAUUUGGGAGCGGGAAGAAAGUAUGGAGAUAGAAUGACUGCAAAAACGUCAUCUAUGUCCAAAUGUUUUACCAGUCUUUGUUAUACUGCUGAUGGUUGUUGUAUCUUGGCUGGAGGAAAAUCAAAGUUUGUCUGCAUUUAUAACAUUGAACAACAGAUUUUGGUGAAAAGAUUUGAAAUUUCUCGGAAUCGUUCAUUUGAUGGCAUGCAGGAGUUUCUCAAUAGUGGGCAAAUGACAGAGGCUGGGCCUCUCGAUCUUAUUGAUGACGAAAACGAUGGUGAAAAAUUAAGUGUAAAGUCUCAUCGUAAAGAUGAUAUGAGCUCUAGAAAUAUAGGACCAGAAAUAAGGGUUAAAUGUCUUCGUUUUUCUCCUACAGGUCGUGCUUGGUCAGCGACAACUACAGAAGGUCUGUUGACAUAUUCACUUGAUGUUAAAAUGAUAUUUGAUCCAUAUGACCUAUCAAUAGACGUCACUCCACAUAUUAUUCGACAAGUAUUGAAUAGACGAGAGUUUGGGAAAGCUUUAAUGUUGAGUUUAAGAUUAAACGAAGAAGAUUUAAUACUUCAUGUUAUCGAGAGUAUUCCAACUCAUGAUAUUUUGCUGAUCGUGCAGAAUCUUAGUGACGAAUAUGUAAAUAAAGUUUUAAAUUUUGUUGCCAAACAAAUGGAGAAUUCAAAACAUUUACAUUUUUAUUUGCUGUGGUGUUAUCAUCUUCUUACUUCUCAUGGUGCGAAGUUAAAGCAAAGUUGUACAGAAAUAAUGCCUUUACUACGGACCUUACAGAAGAACCUCACCAGACAUUUGAAAGAUCUUGGAAAACUAUGUGACAGUAAUCGUUAUAAUCUUCAAUAUAUUUUACAAAACUGCCAAUUUGUCGAAAGAUGCGAAAAUGACACAAACAAUCUUAUGGCAACCGAUAUUGACAUGGAAAAUCUUACGUAAAUAGUCAGGUUUGAGAAAAUAACUGGAAAUGAAGAACGAACACACCAAAUAACUGGGAAUCAGAUUCGAAGCAAAGUUGAGACAGUUAGUGUUAUCACGUAUGUUGUUGUUGGGAUUGUAGUCGUUCUUUCUUCAGGCUGUUGUGUUAUAUGUUUCGUAAUGCUAUAUAAGAAUUCAAAGAAAGAAAAUUCAUACAAUGAUCAAUCAUUUAACGAUGUUGUGGUCAAUGACGAUAAAAUUAAUUCACAUCUUAAUAUCAAGAAAGAUAUGUUAGAGCAUUUUGCAAUAGAUAAAGAAAUUGUGUUGCCCGAGGACAAGCUUGAAAAAUCCUUUGAUUUCAACUUUAAGUCAUGUAAUUCAAAAGAAUAUCCCUGUUUUUGUCAUGGAAACAACGAAAUAAUAUUCAAAUACUAAGCUAGAGUUUCAUUUGAAGUACAAUGUUUUUUUAUGUUAUAUUCUCUGCUUAAUUCUUGUGCUUUAUCCAACGUUGUUGCAUUGCUAAAAUAUGUUUAGUCUUGUGUGACCAUUUUAUAACAAAUGUUCACUUGUGGCGAGUGAGUAUGAUUUGUUGUCAUCUUGUACCAUAAAUGUAUAAUUGUAAAUACUCAUGUAUAGAUUAAAAUAGACUAUUUUUUAUGUAAGUUUUGUUCUUGUUGGACAUGUUAAUGUAUUUCACUGUGGGUGUGACAGUUUGAGGCAAGGGGAGGGGUGAUAAACAGUAGCGUAGUCAGUAGAUUUAAUUAAUCCCGCUCUGUAAAUAUAUUGUUCAUUUCCUUAGA